Molecule: messenger RNA, 881 nt
Organism: Arachis stenosperma
Lineage: Eukaryota; Viridiplantae; Streptophyta; Magnoliopsida; Fabales; Fabaceae
Product: 18 kDa seed maturation protein
Exons: 2
Coding region: 64-582 (172 amino acids)
Biological process (GO): embryo development ending in seed dormancy
Source: RefSeq, a predicted model, not a curated record
AAGGCAAUAAGAGUGAAAUUAAAGUUAAUUAAAUUGUUGAAAAAAGAAAAAGAAAGAGAAAAAAUGCAAGGAGCAAAGAAUACCGGACAGAGCAUUAAGGAGAAAGCUGCUAAUGUUGGUGCUUCUGCUCAAGCUGGUUUGGAGAAAACCAAGGCCACCGUCCAAGAAAAGGCUGAGAAGAUGAGUACACGUGACCCUGUCCAAAAACAGAUGGCAACACAAAAGAAGGAACACAAGACCAACCAAGCCGAGAUGGAGAAGCAAGCGGCUUAUAAUCAAAACGCCGCCCACAAAGAGGCGGCACGAGCCGAGGACAUAGCCCCAGGCUACUACGGAACUGCCGCUCAUUCCACAACCGGACAACAUGGACAUCCUACUGGAGGCCACCAGAUGUCUGCGUUACCUGGCCAUGGAACUGGACAGCCCACAGGUCAAGUGACUGAGGGAGUGAUAGGCUCACAUCCUAUUGGGACUAACACCGGCACGACUCAAACCUCUACGACCACUACCGCUCGUAAUACACGUGCUGGUGUUAAUCCCAAUGAUCCUAGGUAUGGGCAUGGAACCGGUGGUUCAUACUAAGCAUAAGUAGUCCAAAAAAUAUGGUUUAGUUGUUAUAAUAAUAAUAAUAAUAAUAAUAUAAUACGUGUGAGGUUUAAUAAAAGGUAAAAAGUAGAGAGAGAAAAAAUGUUUGGUUUAAAAUAGUGGUGUGGUUUUAGUAACUAAGAGUACUUUAAUUUCGUUUUCCGUUUUGAUGUUAUUUUCUCUUGUUACGUUCGAGUCUUGUGUGCCAACAAUGUACUCUUAUUUUUAUUUUAUCCGUGUAACGUGGAGCAUCCUGUUCGUGAAGAAAAGUAAUAGAGUUUGUAGUUUGUUUUUUC